Messenger RNA from Salvia splendens (bonfire salvia), 1140 nucleotides. RefSeq names its product septum-promoting GTP-binding protein 1-like. The transcript has 6 exons. Lineage: Eukaryota; Viridiplantae; Streptophyta; Magnoliopsida; Lamiales; Lamiaceae. The coding region runs from base 66 to 926 and encodes 286 amino acids. Gene Ontology annotation, molecular function: GTPase activity; GTP binding. The record is from RefSeq and is a predicted model, not a curated record.
ACAAAACCCCCAAAAAUUCCUCACGCUUAGAUUUAUAUAUCCACACACACACACACACAUUACCCAUGGCUAUACAGAAAUUCCACGACGCCACCGGAAAAAUGACUCAGCUCUACCGGAAAAUCAUCCACGUCAACCUCCGGUGGAGCAUCGCCGAGAAAGUCACCAUCCUCCGCCGCUUCUUCCGCUUCGUCUGGGAGAGAGUCCUCGUCUGCUCCGUCAGGAUGCCUAAUUCUCGAUACCGCCGCCUCUCCACCAGAAGAGUCCCCUCCUCUUCUUCUCCUACUCCGGCGAAUCCUCUCGAUUCCGCCGCUACGACGUCGUCUAGCGGCGGAUACGACAGCGACGAUUCCGAUUUAGUCUCGUUGAAGAUCAGUAUAUUGGGGGAUUGCGAGAUUGGGAAAACUAGUUUUGUGGUGAAAUAUGUUGGAGAUGAGGAGGAGAGGAAGAGUUUGCAGAUGAAGGGGCUGAAUUUGAUGGAUAAAACACUGCAAAUUAGAGGUGCAAGGAUUGCUUUCAGAAUUUGGGAUGUUGGAGGUGACAACAAGUCAUUACACCAAGUUCCAAUUGCUUGCAAAGAUGCUGUAGCUAUUCUUCUCAUGUUUGAUCUCACCAGUAGAUGCACUCUAAACAGUAUAAUUGGAUGGUACAGUGAAGCAAGAAAGUGGAAUCAGCAGACUGCAAUUCCAAUAUUGAUUGGGACUAAGUUUGAUGAUUUUGUGCAACUUCCGCCUGAUAUUCAAUGGGCUGUCAUAACUCAGGCACGGGCAUAUGCGAAGGUGAUGAAAGCAACGUUGUUCUUUUCGAGCUCAACACAUAACAUCAAUGUAAACAAGAUCUUCAAGUUCAUAAUGGCGAAGCUCUUCAAUUUGCCAUGGGAUAUUCAGAGAAACUUGACUGUUGGUGAACCCAUUAUUGACUUUUAAUUCUUUUUUUUUAUUGGAAGAGAAGUAUGACUUUGUAUACGGAACAAUUUUUGUUAGCAAAAUAGAGUAGCUGCUAACAGCCCAAUUAACCAUAGCUGUUUUUGAUGGGCCAGAUCUGUCCUGGAUUAGCGAAGCCCAUUUGUAAAACUAUUACUCAACUAUUGUAUUUUCUGUACCUAAAUGAAAAUCGGAUUCUAAUAGUAUCUUCUUUCAA